Molecule: messenger RNA, 3533 nt
Organism: Lindgomyces ingoldianus
Lineage: Eukaryota; Fungi; Ascomycota; Dothideomycetes; Pleosporales; Lindgomycetaceae
Exons: 2
Coding region: 113-3244 (1043 amino acids)
Molecular function (GO): microtubule binding
Source: RefSeq, a predicted model, not a curated record
CUUUGCUGAUUUCGAUCAUAGUGUCUCAGACAGUGAUGAUGAUCCAUCGAUAGAGCAAGCUCGUGGCGGUAACCGCAGCAACCGGAGCACGCCUGGCAAAGUAAAUUCGUCCAUGGCCGGGUUCAACAGCCUCUACGAUAUGACUCCGCCACCAGCACGCCUGCGCAAGUCAUAUCCAGCCGAGACGGGGAGUCUCCGCCGUGAUGCCCAGAUUCGACGCGCCUCCCGCAACGAAAUGGAAACUGCAUCCCCGCGCCAUGGCAGUGCGCGCAACUCACCAGCUGUGGCUGCAAACAACGAGAGAAAGCGCACUACGCUGGCGAAGUCACACGCAAAGAUCUCCGAAGACGAGUCGUCUUUCAUCGAGGAACGGCCACCAACAAUCACCCUCCAAGCCAAGACCACGCGUUUUAGUGGCCCACGAAGCCGGCAAACAUCGGCUCAAAUGGACGCGGUUGUUGAAUCCCCUGCACACGUUGAAGGCACGCAGCGGUCAAGGCCCACGACCGCUCAGAAUGCGACUGCACAGUCGUUCAUGCUCCCUGACCUCCCGAACCUUACCGAGCUUGUCUCCGGCGUCUUCCAGGAUGGCACCCCUGUCUUCUCUAAAGCCGCGCCGCCCCGAUCUCGAUUUGCUGCACCUCAUAAUAACGGUCGCGCCAGGGGUCGUCAUCCCAACCAUAUUCCUGUGGAUAGCGUCCCAAUUCCCGAAGAAGAAAAGGCAAUUUUCGCCUCUCUUCAGUUGUUGAAGGAGAAAGUUGCGCAAUUGGAGCACGAACGAGCAGAGGCUGAGAAGAAGAUUGAGGAACAAGAGAUUGAGAUCAUCGAGCUCAGAGCGUCAUGCUAUACAAAUGACAAGCUCCGACGAAGUGACAGCGCGUUGGGAUCCACGGAUGGCGAGGGCCCUGGAGGUAAGACCAACUGGAAGGUUGAAAAGACGCGCCUUGAGGCAUCCGUAGAAACCCUUCGAACACGCCUAGAUCGUUCAGAAAGGAAGCUUUCCGUAUCAGAGAUCGCCAAUAAGCGCAUCACUUCUGAGCGUGACAACUUGGUCUCCCAACUUAGCGUCGCUUUCCAGAAUUUCGAGGAUAUUAAAAGAGAGAAGGAAGCACUACGUGUUGAAAACGACACUUUGCGGAACGAAGUCGAUUCUCUCCGUGCUGAGAAUGACGCACUUAGAGGCCGAUUGGAACAAGAGCAGGAGAUGUAUCAGGAGGAGACCCAAAACUUGCGACGACAAGUCGACCGAGCCGAGAACGUAGUGCACAAAGAGAACGAGACUCUUCGUGUUGAAUUGGCUCGCGUUCGUGCCCAAUAUGACGAGAACACCCAACAUCUUACUAGGAAAGAGGUUGAACUUCGCAAAGCACGUAAAGAGCAAGCAGAUUUCGCCAAACUCAAGGCAGACAAUGAGGCCCUCAAAGCACAGGUGGCAAGCUUCAAAGCUAGACGUGAGGAAGAGGCUCGUCGAUGGGCAAGCAGAGAAGCCGAAUUGAAAGGCCGAAUCGACCGACGCGAUGAUACUAUCCGCCAUUUCCAGGAUAUGACUCAGGAGCAAACCAAUGAGGCCGUCCAAAUUGACAACGAGAACCUUCGGCAAGAGCUUGCUCAGCUGGCUGCUCAGCACGAAGACGAAGAAGCUCGCUGGACGAGGAGAGAACAGCAGCUGAAAAAGAAGAUUCAGAGACGGGAAGGCGCUGUCAGGGAGAUGGAGGAUAUGACUCGGGAGGUACUGAGCAUCCGUCAGGCGACUGCCAGUGUGCCCGCUGAGAAUGAGAACACGUUCAAAGACACAACCAACAUACAGCGAAAGCCAAGCCAUCGACGAGAGGACACUCGCACUCGGAUCGCGAACCGUGUUCAGGAAGCAUCGCGCAAUAGUAGAUCUGCUAGUGCAUUCCAUUCCGCCAACCAGAUCGAGAGGAGCCCCCGCAAGUCAUCCUUUCACCGGGCGUCUCUCCCGGUUGACUCCUCCCGAAGUGUAUCAGCUCCAGUCUCUCAUAGCAAACAUGCCCAAGUCGAUAGCGAUAUGGAUUCGACCACUGACCUCUCGCUUGCUCCUCGUGGAACUCCGUACGUCAUGCGUGGGGGGGCCUCCGGAAUGCCUACUGCACCUGUAUCAAUCGUCGAGCCGCCGGCACCUCUUGACCUGACCGAGUUGAGCUUCAUCAACAGCGAUGCCAUUGCUGCACUUCGACGUACCCUAGAAGAAGAGCGGGCGGCGGCUCGUGGCAAGUCUGCGUCUGUGCCUGCAGAGCGUCACUCCCGUGAGGAUACUGUUCGAUCAGUUGCUUCCGUCAAGAGCACCCGCCAGGCAUCCUUACCGCGCAAGUCAUCCAUGAAGGAUGCUGCGGAAAAAAACAAUGCUACCUGUACUAUCUUCGAAGAUCUCUCAGGACACGUCUCGAACCACAAUGGUGCUACACCCGCUGAACCAACCCAGACUAACCAAUCUGCUGCCGCUGCCGAUACUUCAAUACUCAGCAACACAAGCCGCCGUCGCCGCAGCGCUCCUGCUGAGAUGACCUCUGCCUUUAUUGUUCCAGAUAUCACAAUUCAUACCCGCAAACAAUGUCCUACCACCACCAUCGAUGUGACUCAGAAGAUUGACCUCGAAGCUCACGAUGAUGUAAACUGCACCGUGUGUCGUCGCAAUGCAGAGAAUCCAUCUAUCGAGCCUCUUCGGGUCCCUAAAUUGGUUCCAGUUUCUAGUCGUAUGCCUGACGACAUUGAUGCCACGCUGCGUCCCGCAAGGUCCCCAAAGGAAGCUCUUGCACUUGUGGUCAAGGAGUUGCAAGAUGAGCUUGCACAUCUCCACCUUGAACUUCGAACUCAUCAUGCAAUUCUUCUGGCCCAUGACCCUAGUAUGGGGAUGAAGAACCGCAAGACAAUCGAAACAGCUAUCGCGAACCUGUUGGAGCGAAUCUCUUCCAAGAGCACACAAAUCUACCAUCUCUAUGAUGUUCUUGAGGGUCAGCAAGGCGAUCAUGAAAUUACAGAACAAGAAUUGGAGGAGAUUACGAGGGAGAUCAGGGUCGAGGAAGAACAAGUGAGCAAGAAAGGGAAGGAGAAGAAGGUCACCAUUCAGAGCUAUAUUGACAGCGAGAACGAAAGCGAACAUAGUCAUUUUCUAAGCGGUGGCGAGGAAGAGCUACCUUGGGAGGGGUUUGAGGACACGGCGUCCCAGAGCCUAAACCUCGGGAAGUUGGGGGUUGGUGCGACCGGGACUGGAAUUGUGUACUAGAUCUUGGAUCUAGGAUAUAGUGUUGAUGCUGUCAAGAUUGGAGUCCUGGUUUUCUUGGUUGUUCGGAAAUUGGAUGACUUAAUGGUCGGCGUUGGCGUUGGCGUCCGUCAUGCAUUGCUAUGGGCAACAUUGAGUAUUUCCGAGUCCAUGCUGGCUAUUCGGCUUGGGCACCCCGCAUUCUGGGAGUUUCUAUUUCUUCGACUUCCUUUCUCUACUCUGUCGCGUCUUAGCCCUGUCUGGCUGUCUACUUCUCUGCUUUUGCCUAAGCUGCCGACUGCUUUCACUGAAG